Molecule: messenger RNA, 1670 nt
Organism: Aspergillus ibericus CBS 121593
Lineage: Eukaryota; Fungi; Ascomycota; Eurotiomycetes; Eurotiales; Aspergillaceae
Product: phosphotransferase family protein
Exons: 1
Coding region: 76-1452 (458 amino acids)
Source: RefSeq, a predicted model, not a curated record
CCGAGAUGCAAACAGCGUCCAGAAUUGACACUUCCCCCCGCAUCGAUUUCAUCGCUCGCCUGCGCGACUGCAACCAUGGAGUUCGACCAGCAUGUGGUGGCCAAGCAGGAGCAAAAGGCAGCGGUUUGGCUGAGGCUUUGGUCGAGCCGCUCCCCCGAGAUUUUAUCCAUGCAGUUGGCGCAGAAGCAUCGGCCAGGAAAACCCACGUCUGCAUGCCUGUGGAAGAGUGGCGCUUUCAACAUUUGCUAUCGGGUCAGAUAUGACGAAGGGUCAGAUGUUAUUGUUCGUAUCGCGGCCCUUGGCCGAGCCAUCCUUCGCAGGGAAAAAGUCCGUAACGAAGUGGCAACCAUGAGAUACCUCUCGCACACCACGUCGAUCCCGGUUCCGGAGGUGUUCGGUUCCGGGAUCUGUUGGGCAGGCCCCUACAUUGUCAUGUCAUUCCUCGAGGGCAUGCCGCUCUCGCAGGUGCUUAAAGAUCCUUCUGUCGAAGGACGGCCAGUCUUGAACCCCCAAAUAAGCGAUCGGAGCCUGAAGCGGGCUUAUCGUGAGAUGGCCGGGCUCAUCCUCGAAUUGUCCAAGCAUGAAUUUGACACCAUUGGCGCGCUGGAGGAGACUGAAAGGGGCUUGUCGAUCACUAGGCGUCCUCUCACCUUCAACAUGAAUGAGUUAAUGGUGUCUGCAAAUCUGCCCGAAGAAGUGUUUCCCUCGCACACCUUCAGCUCAGCCACGGACUACUUUCAAGCACUCGCUAGGCAGCACCUCUCCCAUCUUCGGUUACAGGAACACGAUGCUGUUAGCAGUGAGGAGGACUGCCGGAAGAAAUUCACCGCUCGUUGUUUAUUUCUGAAUAUCACGAAGAAGCUUGGCACCGAGCAUACCCAGGGGCCGUUCCGGCUAUAUUGCGAUGACUUCCGUCCUUCCAACAUCCUGAUCGACCUUGAUACCACCCGCGGCUUCCGUGUCUCGGGAGUGAUUGACUGGGAGUUUACAUAUACUGCGCCUGCUGAAUUUAUACAGGUAGCUCCUUGGUGGCUUUUGUUGCAAAGCCUAGAGGACUGGGAGGGCGAUCUGAACGAGUUUCUCAUUCGUUAUACUCCCCGACUUCAUACCUUUCUGGAAGUGCUAAGCGACUGCGAAAACAAACUGAUAGAACAGCAUCUUCUCUCCGAGUCGCAGCGCCUCUCCCCACGGAUGGCGCUCUCUAUGGAGACCGGGCUAUUCUGGGUAUGCCUAGCAGCACGGUACAGCUCCAUGUUCGAUGAAAUUUAUUGGUCAUUUAUCGACCAGCGGUAUCAUGGAGCUUUCAUCUCUCUUGAUGCCCGUAUGCGGCUUUUGGAUCCUGAACAGCAGCGUGAGAUGGAUGAGCUUGUGAGGCUCAAGACGGCCCAGUGCGCCACGGCGCAGGAGGGGUUCAAUGACCACUAUCCAAUCGAUCAACUACUUGAACUGUGAUUGAAUUUCCUGCGCAUCGAAUGGUGAAGUGUGAUGGCCUCGGAGCCAUUAGCGCUGUCACCUACGGGUGAGUAGUAUUCAGCCUCCUCUCCAGUUGACAGUAAAGCGCGUGCUGUUGAUUGAUAUUCGGAAUCGGAUUUGGAGCAGUUGCUGCAGAGCAAGAGCAUGCCGGGCAUCAGCCCGGGUUGUCAAGAUUUAAUAACCGCCAGUCCUAGCCG